CUCAAAAUAACAAACUACAGCAGCACAUAAUAACACUUAGCCAUGAUGUGUGAGCAGAGAGGAGAGAGGAUGCUCCGCCUUCAGGCUUCAUAACCAGAGACACACUGCUCCAGUCUGUCUUUGUGACUCUGCUGGGACUGAGAAAGAAAGCCUCGAGGGCCUGACAGAUGACGACUGGCUGCAUGAGGUCGACCCUGGAGCCUGAACAUCGACUGAUGACACAGGAGAGCGGCCCCUAUGGGCUUCUGGUGGACAGGAAGUCAGGGAUGGAGGAGGAGGCUCUCUGUGCAGAGAAUCAGGACCUGAUGAAGAAACCUCGCAGGAAAGACACACCUGUCCUAAAUUCUCCUCCACAUAUACCAGGAGCCAGAGUCCUGAAAGCAGGGAAUCAGACGGUGCACUUAGAAGACGAGGAGAAGGACGCGAAGGAUUGAAGCCUUGUUCACUUUUAUUUAUGUUUGAUGUUCAAGUUUCAUUAAAGGAUUCUAUAACCAGA
This is a messenger RNA of Notolabrus celidotus (New Zealand spotty), 496 nucleotides long. It is a transcript of the gene ppp1r17, whose product is annotated as protein phosphatase 1 regulatory subunit 17. The record is from RefSeq and is a predicted model, not a curated record. Bases 168 to 434 code for a protein of 88 amino acids. The transcript is spliced from 4 exons. NCBI's taxonomy places the organism in Eukaryota, Metazoa, Chordata, Actinopteri, Labriformes, Labridae.